AACACGCCGGGCCCACGGGUCAGUGAGAGGGAGCGCGCGCGGAAGGAGCGAAGCAAAGCAACCACCGAAGCCGGCCCGCUCCGGCAAGCAACCGGCCGUGGCUCCGGCGUCCGAUCGCCAUCCGGCAAUCGAGCUUCCCUUCCCUUCAAAGCCACUGCUUCCUCCCUCCUCAGUCCCUCCCUCGUGCGUGGCGGCUUCGCCUACUUAAAGCGCCCGCGCGCCUCCGGAGUCCGGAGCUCGUACGUACAUACAUACACUCUGCUCGCAGGAGCAAGCUAGGCAGAGGCUCUUCUUCUUCUUCUUCUUCUUCUUCUUCUUCUUGCUCCUCCUCCUGGUGCUGGUGCCUGGGUGGGGGAUUUAUGCAGACACGCGGGCGGCAUUAGUACUGUUUUGGCAAGCAGAAGCGUAUGGGUUCCAAAGAAGUGCUCCGUCAUGCAGCCUUGUGCCUGCCGCUCCUGCUCAUCUCCUUGGGCUGCCAAUGUCUAGCAUCGUCAGAAUUUCAGGCCACGCAGACGGCAACGCUCAAGGUCGAUGCGUCGUCGCAGCUCGCUCGGAAGAUCCCGGACACGCUGUUCGGGAUGUUCUUUGAGGAGAUCAACCAUGCUGGAGCUGGUGGCAUAUGGGCAGAGCUUGUCAGUAACAGAGGUUUUGAAGCUGGAGGACCCCAUACUCCAUCAAAUAUUGACCCAUGGUCUAUAAUUGGAGACGACUCUUCCAUAUUUGUGGCGACUGAUCGUACAUCAUGUUUCAGUCGAAACAUUGUUGCUCUUAGGAUGGAGGUUCUCUGUGACAACUGCCCAGCUGGUGGUGUUGGCAUUUACAACCCUGGAUUCUGGGGCAUGAAUAUAGAAGACGGAAAGACCUACAAUCUAAUCAUGUACGUUAAAUCAGCAGAAGCUGCGGAAUUGACGGUUUCCCUAGCAAGCUCUGAUGGGUUGCAGAAGCUAACUUCAGUUACCGUACCAGUUGCCGGCACGUCCAACUGGACAAAAGUGGAGCAGAAAUUGAUUGCUAAAGGAACAAACAGAACCUCAAGGCUGCAGAUAACAACUAACAAGAAGGGAGUUGUAUGGUUUGAUCAAGUAUCGCUCAUGCCUUCAGAUACGUUUAAGGGACAUGGUUUCCGCAAAGAACUGAUAUCCAUGCUUCUGGAUUUAAAACCAAGUUUCUUGAGAUUUCCUGGGGGGUGCUUUGUUGAAGGCGAGUGGUUAAGAAAUGCAUUCAGGUGGAGGGAAUCUAUUGGUCCAUGGGAAGAGAGGCCUGGACACUUUGGAGAUGUUUGGCAUUACUGGACUGACGAUGGCCUUGGAUAUUAUGAAUUUCUCCAGCUUUCUGAAGACUUGGGUGCUGCUCCAAUCUGGGUAUUCAACAAUGGAAUCAGCCACAAUGAUGAAGUUAAUACCGCUGCUAUUGCCCCUUUUGUAAAGGAUGUAUUGGACAGUCUAGAAUUUGCAAGAGGAAGUGCAAACUCGACAUGGGGCUCUGUUAGAGCUGCAAUGGGUCAUCCUGAACCAUUCCCGGUCAAAUAUGUUGCAAUUGGAAAUGAAGAUUGUGGGAAAAAAUUCUACGUCGGCAAUUACCUCAAGUUCUACAAUGCUAUACGGGUAGCUUAUCCAGACAUCCAAAUGAUUUCAAACUGUGAUGGCUCUUCUAGGCCACUUGACCAUCCCGCGGAUCUCUACGAUUUUCAUGUCUACACCGAUUCCAAGACUUUGUUUAACAUGAAGGGUACAUUUGAUAGAACAUCUCGUAGUGGGCCCAAGGCUUUUGUCAGUGAGUAUGCGGUUUGGAGAAGUGAUGCAGGUAGAGGAAGUCUUCUUGCUUCACUAGCAGAGGCUGCUUUCCUUACUGGAUUGGAGAAGAACAGUGAUAUUGUUCAGAUGGCAAGUUACGCACCACUCUUUGUAAACGACAAUGACCAAACGUGGAACCCAGAUGCUAUUGUAUUCAACUCCUGGCAACAGUAUGGAACUCCUAGUUACUGGAUGCAGAAGUUUUUCCGCGAAUCUAGUGGAGCCAUGAUUCAUCCGAUUACAAUCAGUUCUAGCUACUCUAGCUCUCUGGCAGCAUCUGCAAUCACCUGGCAGGAUUCAGGGAACAGCUUCCUGAGAGUAAAGAUUGUAAACUUUGGGUCAGAUUCCGUGAGCCUCACAAUCUCUUCAACUGGGCUUCAGGCUAGCAUCAACGCACUGGGAUCGAACGCUACCGUUCUCACGUCCAGCAAUGUGAUGGACGAAAACACUUUCAGUAACCCGAAGAAGGUUGUGCCGGUGGUGAGCCCGUUGCGCAAUGCUGCGGAACAGAUGCAGGUCACGCUUGCUCCGCACUCGUUCAGCGCGUUCGACCUCGCGCUGGCUCAAUCUGCGCUUGUCGCGGAGAUGUGAAGUAGCUGAUGCACAGGAGGUUAGCGACAGAUGAAAAAUACGAGAAAACACGUACACGAGUUGUGAUACACAGAUACAGGAGGUUGUAUGUACGUUGAUAAAAGACCGUACAGUGUAACAAACAGGAGAUACCACGUAUUAAAUAAAGUUCUCAGCCUUAUUUGCAGUCC
This is a messenger RNA of Brachypodium distachyon (stiff brome), 2554 nucleotides long. Its product is annotated as alpha-L-arabinofuranosidase 1. The transcript has 18 exons. The record is from RefSeq and is a predicted model, not a curated record. Gene Ontology annotation, molecular function: alpha-L-arabinofuranosidase activity. Lineage: Eukaryota; Viridiplantae; Streptophyta; Magnoliopsida; Poales; Poaceae. Gene Ontology annotation, biological process: L-arabinose metabolic process. Bases 408 to 2384 code for a protein of 658 amino acids.